CCGGCCUCCGGGCGGCCUGUCAGUGUGGCGGCCGGCCCCGAGGUGCUGGUCCCUGCAGCCGGCUCUGCGGCACACCCCCGGCGGUCGGCGUCUCCAGUUAGCGUGCGGAUAUGGCCCAGGCGGCGGCGCAUUGCCCCGGCGCACGAGGCGCCGGGGACGCCGAGACGGGCAAGCCCAGGAAGGUGGCGCUCAUCACGGGCAUCACGGGCCAGGACGGCUCCUACCUGGCUGAGUUCCUGCUGGAGAAGGGCUACGAGGUCCAUGGAAUUGUACGGCGAUCCAGUUCGUUCAAUACUGGCCGAAUCGAGCAUCUGUAUAAGAACCCCCAGGCUCACACUGAAGGAAACAUGAAGCUGCACUACGGCGACCUCACCGACAGCACCUGCCUCGUGAAGAUCAUCAACGAGGUGAAGCCCACCGAGAUCUACAACCUCGGAGCCCAGAGCCACGUCAAGAUCUCGUUUGACCUGGCGGAGUACACGGCUGACGUGGAUGGCGUGGGCACCUUGCGGCUCCUGGACGCGGUGAAGACCUGUGGCCUUAUCAACUCGGUGCGGUUCUACCAAGCCUCGACGAGCGAGCUCUACGGGAAGGUGCAGGAGAUACCCCAGAAGGAGACCACGCCUUUCUACCCGCGCUCUCCUUACGGGGCAGCAAAGCUCUACGCCUACUGGAUUGUGGUGAAUUUCCGGGAGGCGUACAACCUGUUUGCAGUGAAUGGCAUCCUCUUCAACCACGAGAGCCCCCGGAGAGGAGCUAAUUUUGUUACUCGGAAAAUUAGCCGUUCAGUAGCUAAGAUUCACCUUGGACAACUGGAAUGUUUCAGUUUGGGAAAUCUGGAUGCCAAACGAGAUUGGGGCCAUGCCAAGGACUAUGUGGAGGCCAUGUGGCUCAUGCUGCAGAAGGACGAGCCAGAGGACUUCGUCAUCGCCACGGGGGAGGUCCACAGCGUGCGGGAGUUCGUGGAGAAGUCGUUUCUGCACAUCGGGAAGACCAUCGUGUGGGAAGGAAAGAAUGAAAACGAAGUGGGCAGAUGUAAGGAGACCGGCAAAAUUCACGUGACUGUGGAUCUCAAGUACUACCGGCCCACUGAAGUGGACUUUCUGCAGGGAGACUGCUCCAAAGCCAGGCAGAAGCUCAGCUGGAAGCCCCGGGUCACUUUUGAUGAGCUGGUUCGCGAGAUGGUGGAGGCCGACGUGGAGCUCAUGAGGACCAACCCCAACGCCUGAGCGCCCGGCGGGGCCCAGGCCAGCCGAGGUUUGCGGCAGCCGGGAAAGGCCCAGCCGAUUCCUUUUCCUCUGAUCGGUUUUGGAAUCACGAUGUUUUAAUCACAUAUUUGCUUCACUUGAAAUUAUAUCCCAGACAACUGAGAUUGUGGGGCUUUCAAAUGGUUUUUCUCUUUUGUUAUUAAAAAGAGCCUUCCUCUUAA
Messenger RNA from Dama dama (fallow deer), 1429 nucleotides. It is a transcript of the gene GMDS, whose product is annotated as GDP-mannose 4,6-dehydratase. NCBI's taxonomy places the organism in Eukaryota, Metazoa, Chordata, Mammalia, Artiodactyla, Cervidae. Gene Ontology annotation, molecular function: GDP-mannose 4,6-dehydratase activity. The record is from RefSeq and is a predicted model, not a curated record. The coding region runs from base 111 to 1229 and encodes 372 amino acids. Gene Ontology annotation, biological process: GDP-mannose metabolic process. The transcript has 11 exons.